Messenger RNA from Ixodes scapularis (black-legged tick), 629 nucleotides. Its product is annotated as Golgi-associated plant pathogenesis-related protein 1-like. The transcript is spliced from 5 exons. Gene Ontology annotation, cellular component: extracellular region. The record is from RefSeq and is a predicted model, not a curated record. The coding region runs from base 42 to 629 and encodes 195 amino acids. NCBI's taxonomy places the organism in Eukaryota, Metazoa, Arthropoda, Arachnida, Ixodida, Ixodidae.
UAAGUUUUAAGGACGAGGAAACCCCACCUAAGGGCGCCAUUAUGAGGACAACAGUGCACAUCUUCAUGUUUUCUGUGGUUAUGAUGUUGGGCCUUUCUGAAGAUGCCCCGAAAACACUUCAAAGAGGAGGCUCUCGCUACAGAACUCCCAGACCGAAUAACCCAAAUCACCGUUUUCAUCAGUUGUGCCGCAAAGCGCAGAAUCAGUACAGAGUCAAACAUCACGCUCCACCUUUGAAGACCAACUCAACGUUGUACAUACUGGCUCGUGGAUGGGCCAAGAGACUUGCAAUACAGGACGAUACAAAAAACGUUACGCACCGACCGGGCAAAGGCCUCGGAGAGAAUAUCUAUUGGACGACUCUCAGUACACCGCCGUAUGAAAAGUAUGCACAAAUGGCAGUAGAUAUGUGGUAUGAAGAAAAUGUGAAAUACAAUUACCACCAGGGUGGUUACUCAGCUGCCACCUCUCAUUUUACACAGUUGGUAUGGAUAUCAAGCACUCAAGUGGGAUGUGGCUAUAGCGUAUCCAGCUCCAAAACCCUUUAUGUUGUUUGCAACUACUAUCCCCAAGGGAACAUCGAAGGAAAAUAUAAAGAGAACGUCAAACCACCCUCGACGUACCAUUAA